Messenger RNA from Ogataea philodendri, 2889 nucleotides. RefSeq lists its product as uncharacterized. Gene Ontology annotation, cellular component: nucleus; mitochondrion. Bases 1 to 2889 code for a protein of 962 amino acids. Gene Ontology annotation, biological process: base-excision repair. The transcript has 5 exons. The record is from RefSeq and is a predicted model, not a curated record. Gene Ontology annotation, molecular function: zinc ion binding; DNA binding; DNA-(apurinic or apyrimidinic site) endonuclease activity. Lineage: Eukaryota; Fungi; Ascomycota; Pichiomycetes; Pichiales; Pichiaceae.
AUGUAUAGGCUUUCAGACGAGUCUGGCUCGGACGGAACCGGUUUCGACUUCUUAGGUCUCAUGAGAUCAAAUUUUGUCCAGCUUGACAUGAUCGACUUCACCAGAUCAGAGGAGCUGUUUAAGAGAGGUUUCUAUCAAGAUCGAUUCCGUUUGAAGACUGGCUAUUUCGCGACAGAAGACAUGAUUGUGGGCGUUGAUGUGCACCAGGAAAAAUUUGCAGCGCUUCUCAAACAGAUGCGCUCUAUCAGACCGUUCCCAGAACCCUCGUUGAAUCCGUGCGAUAUUCCCUUUGACGAGAUGAUCCUCUUGAAAGUUGACUUGCAGGUAAACAUAUACCAAACAAAAUUUGAGCUUAAAAAAGGACGUCCACAACUUUUAACGAAUACGUAUAUCGCCGAAACGCUUUCCAAUGAUCCUGCUCUCAAGGACUUCCUGAAAAGGGUCCGUCAAAACGCUCCACCUCUACUGCUGCCAAAACUAGAGUCGCGUUACAAGCUUAGCGAAUAUCUGAAAAAAUCACGAAAACACAACAAACUAGAGGACCCUGAGGUGUUCCAGGAGGCGCAUCCCGCCAAGCCUGAGCCAAUUGAGCCAGUCAUUCCUGCAGAACUGCCGAAAAAGAAACUCCAAACCAAAGUUCCUCGUAAAGAGCAGGCUUCCAAUUUUGUCCCGGCAGACGCGGUUUUGGAAACAGUUCUGGGCAGCCAGCAAUCUGGUCGAAAAAUUGCACACAGCGUUAGUACCGGCCUACCGGAACCACAACCAGAACCAAAAGCACCCCCUGCCGUCAAGAUCGAUUUCAGCCAGCUGGAAUCCGUGAAAGAAGAGCGCGUGGUGGUGACUGCUAGAAUAAUCGGCUACCUUCCGGACGCGACUGAUCUAGUGGUACAGAAUUUACGCGACAAACUACUCAUCAGAGACGAUUUCCGCGUAUACAUCAGCUCGCCAGACGGUCAUUUGCAGUACGCGGUUGAUUUUGAGAAUACUCGUGCUAUACUCCGAUUUUUCAACCUGCGAGAGCUGGAACCCGAUACAGCUUCUCGGAUCGACUUCAAGAUCAUCCAGGCGAUCUCUGAGCCCGUGGAGACUGGAUUCAAGAACAAAUUUGGUGCCCAUGUCGGCAUGGGCGGCGGAAUUUACAACGCUGUAACGAACGCAAUGAACGUGGGCAGCAAUUCAUUUGCGCUGUUCCUGAAAAAUCCUAAGAGAUGGGUUUCUCCUAUGGUGAGUGACGAAGACGCGUCGAAAUUCAUUGAAUUGUGCAAAGAGUACAAUUUCAACCCGCGCACAGACGUUUUGCCGCACGGAUCGUAUUUCAUCAAUCUAGCCAAUCCAGAUCCAGAGAAGGCCAAGCAGUCGCUCGAGUGUUUUGUCGAUGAUUUGGUCAGAUGCGAGAAACUCAAUAUUGGCCACUAUAAUUUCCACCCUGGCUCUUCAUUAGGAUCAGAUCACGAAGAGUCUUUGAAAAGACUGGCAGCAAACAUUAACCAGGCGAUUGAAAGAACCAGCUUUGUCAAGAUUGUUAUAGAGAACAUGGCCGGACAUGGAAAUCUGGUUGGUGGAGAAUUGGAAGACAUCCAGAAGGUGAUUGCACUAGUUGAUAAUAAAAACCGCGUCGGCGUUUGUGUUGACACCUGUCACACUUUCGCUGCUGGCUACGAUCUACGUGACGAGGAAGCAUGGGAUAAGUUCUGGAAAGAGUUCGAUACCAAGAUCGGAGCUCAGUAUCUGAGUGCGCUCCAUAUUAAUGACUCAAAAGCUCCAUUGGGGGCAAACAGAGAUCUGCACCAGCGUCUUGGGUGGGGGUUCUUGGGCCUGGAGUGUUUCAGAUUGUUGGCCAACGACUCUCGGUUUGAAAACAUUCCUCUGAUUUUGGAGGUUCCUGUCGAGCCUAAAGACGAUUCUGGGUUUGGUGAGGACAUUAAGUUAUUAGAAUGGCUUGUUGGGAAGUCAAAGGACGAUAAAGAAGUUAUCGAGAAAAGCAUUGCUCUACAGAAGCUAGGCGAGAAAGAGAGAAAGGAGCAGCUAGCGAAGUUUGAAAAGAAGAAAGCCAAACCUGCCCCCAAGAGAGCCAAGGGACAAGCUACGCUUACGAGCAUCACCAAAAAACGCAAGGUGGAAGUUAAGGUGGGUCCAGAAAGCGACCCCCAAAAUAGUCAAGAGUCCACUGUACAGAGCAAGAUGACGGUAGCUGGCCAAGGACUUGUGGGUCAGAAGUCCUCCUGCUGUGAGCAUACCAGAGAAGACGGCCACCCCGCCGGCCAGCAUCAUGGUUCCGUACCGUUUACCAAACUCUCUGGUAGGACUGAUGGAGCCCACGCAGGAAGGGCCCAGACUCAUGACUGCCGAGUUGGAAAAUCCGUACAGAACGGAAUAACAAUAGACACUUUGGAUGCUGCCAGCGUACGUCGACCAUCCCAGCCAGAUCGCGAGAUUGACUGCCGACGCAAACAUAGUGAGGAAGAUCAUGACAUUGUAGCAACCUAUGCGGUCUGCAAGAACCCCUGCUACAUAUCUGCCCAAAAUUCCCGAUGCGUUCAUCACUGUAAUUGCUGUGUUCGCUGUGGUCUCAGUGAAUCCAAUGUACGUGACCUGAAAUCCACAGAUUUUCUGCUCAGGUCGUACAACCUGGAGAAAAACCGUGUGAUCUUCUGUGUGGGUGUUGUGGCCUCUGUUUCUUCAACUUUGGCGUUGGUGUAUCUUUCUUUGAUCAGGAAGCUGGAUAUCGCAAGCAAGGACGUACAGAUAAAUGCGAAUAUUCUCAUGCCCCACCUGAAUCCAACUGUAGAGAAUAACUUGUUCAGUAACAAUGGGAACACUAUACCACCCACCGACCCACCCAGUGUGGCCACUCCAAAGGCCUUGGACCGGUUACGCAGGAACCAGUGA